Molecule: messenger RNA, 676 nt
Organism: Microplitis demolitor
Lineage: Eukaryota; Metazoa; Arthropoda; Insecta; Hymenoptera; Braconidae
Exons: 3
Coding region: 271-579 (102 amino acids)
Source: RefSeq, a predicted model, not a curated record
CAACUAAUUAUGAUCUAAAAAAACGUGCAAAGAGUCAUAGUUUACUGUAUAUGUAUAUGUAUAUAUUCAUAUAUAUAUAUAUACGACUUAUCUAUUAAGCCCGUAAUGAUAAUGAUAACAAAUAUAUUGUUAUCAAGUAAAAUCACUAUACGAAACAUAUUAAGUACUUCAGUACAUUUAUGAAGUUCAUAACGUCAGUCUAAAAAAAAUUUUUUAAGUUAUAUAUUUUUACUAAGUGUCUAUUUUUUAUACUCUUUUAUAAAAAAUAAAAUGGAUAAUUUAGAAAAUUUACAGUUGCAAUUAUAUAUAGUCUGCGGAGUUGUUGCCUGCUGUCUUGUCUUGAUUUUAACUUUGAUAAUUGUUCUUUUUAUAAAAGUUAAUGAUUUAUCACGCAAUAGAAAUGGAACGAAUCGAGACUUGGAUACAGAUUUUUGUUACUCAAAUCCAGCAAUAGUACCUGGUGAAGAAUUAUCAAGACGUGGUUACUCAAUUUACCGCGCACCGGAAAAUCCAAUUAUAUCACAAUCGAAUAUAAAAAAUAAAUAUGGAAAUUCGCGUGAAUCUUUAUCGAGGUUUUAAUAAAUUAAUAAAUCAAUUAAUUAAAUUUAUUAAGAAGCUAAACAAUUUUUUUUUAAACUUGUAUUUUCUAUUUGAAUAUUAAAUACUUAGUAAAUUA